This is a messenger RNA of Mesorhabditis spiculigera, 348 nucleotides long. Lineage: Eukaryota; Metazoa; Nematoda; Chromadorea; Rhabditida; Rhabditidae. The record is from the annotation of a GenBank genome assembly.
AUGACGGCUCCGUGGCGAAUCUACACUACCGGCGACUUGCUGCGCAACAUCUACUUUGUCUACGAGCAGAAACGCAGAGAAUUGCGGUGGCAAGCUGGUGAAGGUCGUGAUGAGGGCAAGAAGAAGCUGUUCCGCCUUUCAGCAUGUCUGACAGCAGUAUUUUUGGCGGUUAAAAUGAUCUACGGCGAUGAGGAUUGUUUCACUGACGCUCAUCGAGGCGAGAAAAGAACGAGAAGCUGGAUCUUGCAGGUGGUACUCAGCGUCAAAAGGAGACGCGACUCGCGAAGGAAAGAAGAUGCCGAUGCCCCGAUCAACACAAUCCAAAGAACAAGCACUGUAAAUGGAUUG